Messenger RNA from Dryobates pubescens (Downy woodpecker), 1787 nucleotides. It is a transcript of the gene SLC25A36, whose product is annotated as solute carrier family 25 member 36. The coding region runs from base 116 to 1057 and encodes 313 amino acids. Gene Ontology annotation, cellular component: mitochondrion. Lineage: Eukaryota; Metazoa; Chordata; Aves; Piciformes; Picidae. Gene Ontology annotation, molecular function: pyrimidine nucleotide transmembrane transporter activity. The record is from RefSeq and is a predicted model, not a curated record. Gene Ontology annotation, biological process: pyrimidine nucleotide import into mitochondrion. The transcript has 7 exons.
GAAGCCGCGCGUCCGCGGUGCGUAUUUAUGCAGAGCCCGGCAAGGAGCGGCCCGGCUGAGCGCGGGGCGGAAGCGCCCGGCACUGCUUCCUCCCGCCCGGUUGCAGGCGACGAGGAUGAGCCAGAGAGACACCUUGGUGCAUCUCUUUGCUGGCGGAUGUGGAGGUACAGUUGGUGCAAUUCUGACAUGUCCGCUGGAAGUUGUGAAAACCCGUUUGCAGUCCUCUUCUGUGACUCUUUACAUCUCUGAAGUCCAUCUCAACACUGUGAAUGGUGCUAGUGUCAAUCGAGUAACCAGAGUUUCUCCUGGACCUCUUCAUUGUUUGAAGAUGAUCUUGCAGAAGGAAGGUCCUCGAUCUCUCUUCAGAGGCCUGGGUCCUAAUUUAGUAGGCGUUGCUCCUUCCAGAGCAAUAUAUUUUGCUGCUUAUUCAAACUGCAAGGAAAAAUUGAACAAUAUUUUCAAUCCAGAUUCGACCCAGGUACACAUGAUUUCAGCUGGUGUGGCAGGUUUUACUGCCAUCACAACAACUAAUCCCAUUUGGCUGGUAAAGACACGAUUACAGCUUGAUGCAAGGAAUCGUGGAGAAAAGCGAAUGAGUGCUUUUGAAUGUGUCCAAAAGGUUUAUCGAUCAGAUGGUGUUAAAGGCUUUUACAGAGGAAUGUCUGCUUCCUAUGCAGGCAUAUCUGAGACUGUUAUUCAUUUUGUUAUUUAUGAGAGUAUUAAGAGAAAACUACUUGAGUAUAAGACUGCUUCUGCCAUGGACAAUGAGGAUGAAUCAGCAAAAGAAGCUUCGGACUUUGUUGGAAUGAUGAUGGCAGCUGCCACUUCCAAAACAUGUGCAACAUCUAUAGCAUAUCCCCAUGAGGUUGUACGAACAAGACUAAGAGAAGAGGGAACAAAGUACAGAUCUUUUUUCCAGACACUAUCUUUGCUUGUGCGAGAAGAAGGGUAUGGAUCCCUCUACCGUGGUUUAACUACACAUCUGAUCAGACAAAUUCCAAACACAGCUAUCAUGAUGUCAACCUAUGAAGUGGUAGUCUACUUGCUGGAUGGAUAGCAGUGUGACAAGGCUUUCUAGAAGAAGGUGGAAGAUGGAAAGACUGGAGUGGAGCACUAAAUGUCCGUGUUGAUGUGGUGGGCAAAACGAAAGUUCUAUCAGGAACAUGCAGCUAUGGACAAAAGAGAAGGGUGGGCAACUGUGAAUAAUUUGGCUGCCUUAUUGUAUGGUCUCAUGGCAGUGGGACAGAUGGGGAAGUGCCCCUUGGGGAAUGUCUUUAUACGUCUCUUAACUCAAAAUCGUUGCUUUCCUUUCAUCUGUUAAUCUACACAGGGCCAUUCAUUCAUCUUCAGAGACCUGAUGGGUAAAGGAGGGGGCAUAAAUGUGUUCUUAGGCAGCCUUAGUCACUGCUUAUUGAUUGCUCUCAACUGCAUCCUGUUUGUUCUCUUUUUACUGCACAGUAACCUGUUGCAGAAAUGGGGAAGACAGUGCUUUCAUACCCUUCCAUACCUGAAACUUCCAUUCAGUUGCUCUGAAGAUUCAUAAAGAGCCUGAGGUAGUAAUCAGCGUAUAAAGUGUUUUCCAUGUUGCUACCUCAAGACAAUAUGCCACAGGGACCCAGAACAGAGUUAUUUCUUCACUACAAAAAGUGAUGCUUAGUUUGUUUGGGUUGGUUUUGUUUGGGGGUUGGGGUUCACUUAUUUUUGUUCAGGAUUUUUUUGUGGGGUGUGUUGGGUUUUUUGUUUGGUUAAUUUUGUUUUGAAGUUUGAGCGGUGUUGUAGGCUAGUGA